UGUCAAUACGGUAAAUUUGGAAUGGAAUUGGGACUUCGAUUCGACUGGGCUGGGUGGAAAAAUAAAUAAAUAAAAAGAAAUAGAAAAUGCUACGACGACAGUACGAAUAACUACGAAGGAAAAUAUCAAUAAUAUCAACUAAAUUGAUGUGCAAUUCAUAAUUAUUACUAAUAUCUACUUUUGAGUGUAAAAUAUGAUUAGUCAAAUAAUGGGUAUAGAGGCCUAAAGAGUUGUGGUGGAUGGUGAAAAUAUCUUCAAUUCGUAAACAUCGUGCCUUUCACAUUACCUAGGAUAAUAAGUCUUGUCGAGUAAGCUCUACAGAACUAUUGGCGGUACUCUUCAAUGUAUAUCCCAUUGCACAAUGCUACAGCAAAGAGAUUUUAUUUUAAGAUUGCAGUUACUAAACUGUCUGUUAUUACAGUAUCACUUCCCUUGUUCUCCUUUUUGACUUGUGUCUUAAUAACAAUGUAUAAGGACUUUGAUAGAGCGAAUAAAACUCAUUGUAACAUUCCAAAUAUUUUUCCUUCAAUAUCUGCAUCCAUAGGAAACUAUGAACCACAAAUAACUAUAUGGAAAACAGCUAUUUACAUACAUGCGCCAAUAAGAUUUAUGUUAAUAUAUUUACGAUGGGAUUAUUAUAGAAGCAUUAUGAGAGAUGAUUGUAUAACAAUAGUUAAAUUAGCAGUGAGCCUAAAUAUAAUUGAGAAUAUAAUGCUGUUAGGGUUGACACAUUGGACUUCUUCUCUUCAUUACUCAUAUCACGAAAAGUGUUUUAAAACAUUUAUAGCUUCAUCAUUAUUUUAUAUGAUUUUAAUAUGUAUAUUGCUAACAAAAUGUCGAAGAAGACCAAAUAUUUCAUCAAUAGAAAAAUAUUCUUUGAAACUGAAAUGGAGGCUUUUUUUCAUUAAUGCCAGCACAUUUGCAAUGGCGGCCUAUUUCUUUUUACGACACAACAGUCUCUGCGAGCCAUAUGUAUACUCCAUAUUUUCAUUCUCAGAAUAUAUGGUAGUGGUGAGCAACAUACUAUACCACUUCACAACAGUCUAUGACCUUCAUUCGCAUUUUAUAUCAAUCUCAAGACAUGGAAUCAGUAUAGAAAAAUGAAAUAAUUGAUGCUCACCAGAAAAAAAUUACAACUUAACAAUACAGUUAAUGGAUUUAUUACAUGACAUUUUUAAGAAUGUUUAUAUAAAAAUUAGUAUAAUCAACCACAUAUCAAGUUACCCUGUGUGGAUUCUAUGCAACCAUAAAUAUGGGUGAAUUUGUAAUGAUUUAGAGUAGUUUGAUGUGCUGUUGACUGUACCUAAAUAAAACCUUGAAAUUUUGAUUCAGAUAAAGAACUGUGUGUGAUUGUUAGCAAAGAAUAAUAUAGUGAUAAUUCCAUAAUUUAUUAUCAUCUAUUAAUUAUCAUCGAUUUUAUAUACCACUUAUAUAUAGUUGCUCUUUGUAUACAGUUAAGGUUGUUAUACUAAUCAAAUAAAUAUUUUUAUUGAAUUAUAAA
Messenger RNA from Plodia interpunctella (Indianmeal moth), 1501 nucleotides. It is a transcript of the gene PGAP2, whose product is annotated as Post-GPI attachment to proteins 2. The record is from RefSeq and is a predicted model, not a curated record. The transcript has 3 exons. NCBI's taxonomy places the organism in Eukaryota, Metazoa, Arthropoda, Insecta, Lepidoptera, Pyralidae. Gene Ontology annotation, biological process: GPI anchor biosynthetic process. Gene Ontology annotation, cellular component: endoplasmic reticulum membrane; Golgi membrane. The coding region runs from base 343 to 1104 and encodes 253 amino acids.